AUGAGUUCACAAGUGCUUCCAGAAACUGGUCCCAAUGAAUACCAGUCUGAAUUUCUUCAACAGAACCCAACCCUCGCUGAACCCGUCGGUCGACUUCUCGAUCUCCAGUCGUGCUACUUAACUCUCAAUAAGCAAUUCCAGGAUGAGAUGUGGAAACUCGAGCAGCAGCACUAUGCCCGCUGCAAGAGCCUUUUCCAAGACCGCGUGGCUAUUGUUAAUGGGACGGGACUAGGCUCUCUGCGUUCCAACACGGUUGUCCAGAGCCACGGAACCUUUAAAUGUCCAGCAGCCGGAGUUCCCCAUUUCUGGCUCCAAGCGAUGAAGAACAACCCUUGCAUUGCUGAGUGGAUCAGCCCUCACGACGAGCCGGCACUUAGCUACCUCCGCGAUGUUCGAGUCGAGUUCCUGAACGAAAACACCUCCGGGUUCAGGAUUUUAUUUGACUUUGAUGAGAACCCUUUCUUUACAAAUAUGACGCUUACGAAAGACUUCAUCUACGAGAAAGAGACUGACCAGGAUGACAUCUAUGGUGAGCUCGGAUACAGCAAAGCCCCUGGUUGUCUCAUUAGCUGGCGUCCCGGUAAAGAUCUGACAGACAUAAUUCUCUCCGCUCCUGAUAAAUUUGAGCUCGAGUCAUUUUUCGACUUCUUUCAGUCGACAUCUUGGGAGGAUGACGGCAACAAUGACAAUGACAAAGGGGACCAUGGCUACGAAGAUGAUGAACGCAAUCCACGUGGUGGAGGAUCCUCAGAUACCACACUCACAUACAAUGACAACAAAAAAGGACCAGAUAAUGGUGGUGCGAGAAAAAUUGAUUGCGUCGCGAAUGGCGAAGAUGGCGAAGAUGGUGAAGAUGGUGAAGAUGGCGAAGAUGGCGAAGAUGGCGAAGAUGAUGAAGAAGAUCAGGACUCAGCUCUAGACUGCGAUAUUGAGCUUGGUGAGGAGUUCAAGGAUAGUCUUAUUCCCUAUGCGGUUCAUUGGUAUACAGGAGAGGCUCUCCACUAUGAGGAUGAGAAUGAGGAUGAGGAUGAAGAUAAAGAUGAAGAUGAAAAUGAAGAUGAGGAUGAGAAUGAAAAUUAAAAAUGUGUUGUCAAAGUUCUUGAUUUGUUGUUAAUUCUAAAUCUAGCUAUUGUUAGAAUUCAAAGUUUAAUGAUUG
Messenger RNA from Histoplasma capsulatum G186AR, 1156 nucleotides. RefSeq names its product nucleosome assembly protein. Gene Ontology annotation, biological process: nucleosome assembly. The transcript has 2 exons. Bases 1 to 1080 code for a protein of 359 amino acids. Gene Ontology annotation, molecular function: histone binding; chromatin binding. The record is from RefSeq and is a predicted model, not a curated record. Gene Ontology annotation, cellular component: chromatin; nucleus. NCBI's taxonomy places the organism in Eukaryota, Fungi, Ascomycota, Eurotiomycetes, Onygenales, Ajellomycetaceae.